AUGUGUUACUAUGGCAGCUACUAUGGAGGCCUGGGCUGUGGCUAUAGUGGCCUAGGAUGUGGCUGUGGCUAUGGCUGUGGCUAUGGGUCUGGCUAUAGUGGCUAUGGUUAUGGCUGUUGCCGCCCACUGUGCUGUGGAAGAUACUGGUCUUAUGGGUUCUACUGA
Messenger RNA from Mus caroli (Ryukyu mouse), 165 nucleotides. Its product is annotated as keratin-associated protein 20-2-like. Lineage: Eukaryota; Metazoa; Chordata; Mammalia; Rodentia; Muridae. The record is from RefSeq and is a predicted model, not a curated record.